ACUCUAGCUUCAGCAGGGCCGGACCACUGGCUCCCUUCUCUGUGUGAAUCUGUCAGGGAGGCAGUGUGUGUGUGUGUAUGUGUGUGUGCGCAUGUCUCCAUUGGGAACGCUUCUUUUUAAACUUUGGGAGCGGUGGGCAGGCUUUUUCAGAGUGUGAGAGAGGAGAGUAGACCCCCGUGGUGCUGUGAUUUGACUAAACAAACAGCCAGACUUCGGAGCAGUACCUCCUCCGGCGGACUCCCGGGACGGCAGAGAUUAACCUCAGACUCUGAACAUCUGAGGGAUCUAUACAUCUGAGGCAGCAGCCCCUGUAGAGACAACCAGCUGGAAAUCUCUCCUCUGAUUUCAGAAGGAGGAGACUGCUGGCCGGCAACCUCCUCGGACAGAGAGGGACGACUUGUCCAUGCUUCUAGGAUCACUCUGAAGCAGAACAAAGUGAAUUGAAGGCGUCCACCAUGAGGAGGGUGACAGCAUCCACGCUCCAUAUAACAGUCACGGUUGCAGCUCUCCUGUAUCUCUGCGCCGAGCUGCACUGUCUGGAGAUCACACCCGAUGACAAGCAGCUCGUCCUGGCCGCGGGCGCCUCUCUCACCCUCACCUGCUCCGGCUCAGGGGAAACGACGUGGGUGUUCAAGAGGGACGACGUGCCGUACUUCCAAGUGGAACCAGUUCAAAAUCCUGGAAAAAACUACCAAAUUGUGCAGAGCAGCCCCACAUCCAGUGUGUUGACCUUGUGGAACGUGAGCUGGAAGCACACAGGGGUGUAUCAGUGCAUUGAUCGUCACACUGAAGAGCCGAAGGAAGUGGCUGUUUUUGUCCCAGACAAUGAUGUGUGGUUCGUAGAGAGCAUCCACGGCAUGGUAACAAAGACGAGUGAGGAGAGCAACGUCCCCUGUGUGGUCACCAACCCGGACAUCAAUGUCACCCUGUACGAGAGGGACACUGAUGUGCAGAUCCACGGGACUUAUGUCCCCAGUGAGGGGUACAAGGCACUGCUGGAGGACAGGACCUAUGUGUGUCGGGGAGAGCUGAACGAGGAGGUCAAAGAGUCCCAGGCCUUUUAUGUCUUCAGCAUUGUGGUCCCAGGGUCCAUCGACGCCUACAUCAAUGCGUCAAAGACUGUCCUGAAGCAGGGCGAACCGCUGACAGUAAACUGCACAGUGCAUGGAGUGGAGCUGGUGUAUUUUUCCUGGUUUGUCCCCAAGCGUGAGGACGAGCCCCUGACAGAGUUCCCGUCCCCCAUGAGCAUGCGAUCCUGCCUGUUCUUCCCUAACACCACGGUGGCUCACAGCGGAAACUACGUCUGCCAUGUCCACGAGAGUGUUGAAGACCAGACUGCCUCUGCCAGCGUCAACAUCACCGUGCUCGAGCGGGGAUUUGUGGAUGUGAAGCCUGCUCAGCAACAAAACAUUUCAGCCAAGCUGCAGGAGAACGUGGAGCUGAGAGUGGAGAUCGAAGCCUACCCUCCCCCUCGGGUCCGCUGGAGCAAAGACGGAGCCACCAUCAAGGGAGACAAAACCAUCAUGAUCAGACAAGAGCAUGAGAUCAGGUAUGUCACUAUUCUCACCUUGGUGAGGGUGAGGACGGAGCAGAAGGGCCUCUACACUGUUCUUGUCACUAAUGAAGAUGACACAAAAGAAGUGACCUUUGACCUGGAGGUCCAAGUUGCCUCUCAGAUUAAAGGACUGACUGACCACCACCUCCCUGGGAAGAGACACUUGGUGACCUGUGAAGCUGAGGGGGUCCCGACCCCGACCAUCCAGUGGUACAGCUGUGACAGCAUGCACAAGUGUAGCAACCAGACAGCGGUGUGGCAGCCGCUCGUACCAGAGCUAGAGGUGCUGAGCAUCCAGACCGACGUCCGCUACAGCGAGACGCGUAAAAUCAGCCAGGUGCGGAGCCAGGUGACCUUCCACAAGCCCCAGCAGGUCACAGUGCGCUGUGAGACCAGCAACCAAGCAGGACUUAUUGACAGAAGAGACGUCAAACUGGUGUCCAGCACGCUUUACUCCCAGGUGGCAGUGUUGGCUGCUGUUUUAGCCUUAGUGGUCAUCAUCAUCAUCUCCAUCAUCAUCCUCAUUGCAGUUUGGAGGAAGAAACCUCGCUAUGAGAUCAGAUGGAAGGUGAUAGAGUCUGUGAGCCAGGACGGUCAUGAGUACAUCUAUGUGGACCCCAUCCACCUGCCCUAUGACCUGGCCUGGGAGAUGCCUAGAGACAACCUGGUGCUGGGUCGCACUCUUGGAUCAGGAGCCUUUGGCAGGGUAGUCGAGGCAACUGCGUUCGGUCUCACUCAUUCCCAGUCCAGCACAAAAGUGGCCGUGAAAAUGCUGAAAUCGACAGCCAGGAGAAGUGAGACUCAGGCUCUGAUGUCAGAGCUGAAGAUCAUGAGUCACCUGGGUCCUCACCUCAACAUCGUCAACCUGCUGGGAGCGUGCACCAAACAUGGCCCUCUGUAUCUGGUGACCGAGUACUGUCGCUAUGGAGACCUGGUGGACUACCUGCACAGAAACAAGCACAGCCUCCUGCAGUACUACGCUGAGAAGAACCAAGACGACAGCUGCCUCAUUUCUGGAGGAAGCACUCCGCUCAGCCAGAGGAAAGGCUAUGUGUCCUUCGGAAGUGAGAGCGAUGGAGGAUACAUGGACAUGAGUAAAGACGAGCCCACGCUGUACGUUCCCAUGCAGGAGCAGAUGGACUCCAUCAAGUAUGCAGACAUCCAGCCCUCUCCCUACGAGUCUCCCUACCAGCAGGACGUCUAUCAGGAACAAGGUGGCGGCAGAUUGGACCUGGCCAUCAGUGACUCUUCUGCUCUCACCUACGAUGAUCUGUUGGGCUUCAGCUACCAAGUGGCAAAGGGGAUGGAGUUCCUCGCCUCCAAGAAUUGCGUCCAUCGUGACCUUGCUGCAAGGAACGUGUUGAUCUGCGAGGGGAAACUGGUGAAGAUCUGUGACUUCGGCCUGGCCAGAGACAUUAUGCAUGAUUCCAACUACAUCUCUAAAGGCAGCACUUUCCUGCCCUUGAAGUGGAUGGCACCAGAAAGUAUCUUCCAUAACUUGUACACCACCCUGAGUGACGUUUGGUCCUAUGGCAUCCUUCUUUGGGAGAUUUUCACACUGGGAGGAACCCCCUACCCAGAUUUGCCAAUGAAUGAGUUGUUCUACAGCGCUUUGAAGAGAGGUUACCGAAUGGCCAAGCCUGCACACGCCUCUGAAGAAGUUUAUGAAAUCAUGAAGAAGUGCUGGGAUGAGAAGUUUGAGAAGAGGCCUGAGUUCUCCUUUCUGGUCCACAGUGUUGGGAAUAUGCUAACAGACUGCUAUAAAAAGAAAUACAGCCAAGUCAACGACAACUUCCUGAAGAGUGAUCACCCAGCAGUCGCCCGCACCAAACCGCGACUCUCCUCACCUUUUCCCAUCGCCAACCCAGCAUUCGGCUCCCCGUCCACUCCCCUCUACAUGCCCCCAGACCCCUACAACCAGAGCCUGAGCCCUGGAGAAUUCAGCCCAGAGGCAGACACGCAGGAAGCCAUAACUUCAUACAACGAAUACAUCAUUCCCAUCCCAGACCCGAAGCCAGAAGACGCUUUCACUGACGUGCCAUCAGACAGCCCUGCAAGCUCUCUGGCUCUGGAGGAGACCGACUCUGUGGACACUGCUGACACCCUCCCAGAGGAGGACAGGCUGGAGGAGACCAGCGAGAAAGACGCUCUGCUCGGCUCCUCUGGGACGCCCGAGGUAGAAGACAGCUUCUUGUAGCCACGUAAAGGGACCCUGAGAAAACAUUCCCCCCUUCUUGGGAUUUUCUUUUCAAACCUGCCUGAAAAAAGGGAAUGUGACUAAACUAGAAUGUAGCAAAUUGAAGAAGGCGAUCUUCAUAUUUCCACUAAGCACUCGAAAAGUUUUGCCCGUUUUUCAAACUUAGUACCUCUGAAACUAAAAUGGUUACAAAUAAUGAGCAUGAUGAUCUCAUCCAGUCAUUUAUUGGAAGCUUGCCAUUAUGUACGGUACUCUCCUUACACUUCUAGAGUUUACAGAAAGUAAAGAUGUAUUCUAUCAUAGCCAGAGACUUAUGAUGCCUUAUGAGAUACGUGUAUUUUGUGGUUAGACAAAUUUAGCCAUAUGUGUCUUUUUGGCUCUUAUUAUUUUAUCCCCUUAUUGUUCACAAGCAGCAAACUUUUUUUUUUGAGAAACAGUAUUAGUUUUAACAGCACAAACGGAUUAACACAAUAAUAUAAACAAACAUUACACAAACAUACACAAAAUGCUGUCCAGACAAGAACAAUAUUAAAUUCUCAUAUUAUUGGGAAUCAUUAGCACCAUCAAAACAGCGAUCAGACAUGAAACUAAAGUGAUUGAAUAUAAAGUUUAUGUUGCGUCUUUCCCUAUCAGUACGACCCACAACUGUAUCCUGUGUUAUAAUAUUUUUUUAUAAAAUGUUACUUUCCAUGACAUGAAAUACCAAUUCUACGUACAUGCACUGUUUUACUACGAUAAUUACUUUAUUUUUAGCUUCACAUGCCAUAGUGUUCAACAUUUUGUUUUUUUAAGAAUUAUAUGAAAUAUGUCAUUUUUGUGAAUUUUGCCUUCUUGUUUUGUAUAGGUUUUAUUCAUAGUUGUGUGCCAGAUUUGCACUUUAUUUAGACAUUUGUUGAUAUUCAUAAUGAAGAUAUAAAUAUACUCUACAAUAUAGAUUGAAUAGUUUACCUGAGGAUCAACUUUUGACUUGUAGCUGUUACAGUAAAUCAGUCUCUGUGAUGACCAUAGACCGUAUAAAAGAAGUUGAGGGGGCCUCCAUGACAUCACCUAUUGGGUUUUGGACUAUAAUUUUGAAGGCUGGUCUAUUUAACUCGAAAUGGGACCAUCAUUUACAAAAUGAACAUCAUGCUAUUUUGAAGAAGACAUUUACAGUGAUUGAAACCAUAAACUCACCAGGAAAAUGUUUACCGAGAUGAUAAAUAAAGUGAAAAAUAGGUUCAUUUUCUCAUUGACUUCUUUACAAACUGACUCGAGAGGAGUCACCCCCUGCUGGACAUCAGAGAGAAUGGCGGUUAAAGCCACAUUGGCUUCACUUUCAGUUGGAAAUCUUUUAUACGGUCUGUUGUGAUGACAGGUGACUCUCUCGUGAAAAUACUUUAAAUACAGCGUCUCACUGCCUGAGCACAAGACGGCACACAUCAGUGCCUUUGUAUAGACUGACAGAUUUCUGUCUCGCAGCUAUUGUUGCUUGCUGAUAUGAUAUAAAGGGCUAGUGUACUCAAGAAACCUAGAUAGCCAUAUGUGUACAUGUAAAAAAAUGACGCUUUGAGUCUUCUGCUGCAUUGUAUAGCAUUCACUUACACAAUGUUUUAACUGCCAAUAGUAUAGUAUCGUCCACCAUUUAAAACUCCACAUUGUCAUUUUCUGUAGCAGUCUAAAAUGCACAAGAUCACUGUAUCACAAGCUACGGUACCAAAGCUCUUCUUAACGUUUACAAAUGUAUUUUUUAUAUGUGCCAUUUUAUAUGUUGUAAAUGUGACAAUAAAUGUGUAUUAUCAUAGAA
Messenger RNA from Centropristis striata (black sea bass), 5535 nucleotides. RefSeq names its product platelet-derived growth factor receptor, beta polypeptide (gene pdgfrb). Gene Ontology annotation, cellular component: signaling receptor complex. The transcript has 23 exons. Gene Ontology annotation, molecular function: platelet-derived growth factor binding; platelet-derived growth factor beta-receptor activity; ATP binding. The record is from RefSeq and is a predicted model, not a curated record. Gene Ontology annotation, biological process: positive regulation of smooth muscle cell migration; positive regulation of kinase activity; multicellular organism development. Bases 456 to 3752 code for a protein of 1098 amino acids. Lineage: Eukaryota; Metazoa; Chordata; Actinopteri; Perciformes; Serranidae.